Messenger RNA from Anarrhichthys ocellatus (wolf-eel), 1581 nucleotides. Its product is annotated as phosphatidylinositol 4,5-bisphosphate 3-kinase catalytic subunit gamma isoform-like. The record is from RefSeq and is a predicted model, not a curated record. Gene Ontology annotation, cellular component: cytoplasm; phosphatidylinositol 3-kinase complex, class IB; phosphatidylinositol 3-kinase complex, class IA. Gene Ontology annotation, molecular function: 1-phosphatidylinositol-4-phosphate 3-kinase activity; 1-phosphatidylinositol-3-kinase activity. NCBI's taxonomy places the organism in Eukaryota, Metazoa, Chordata, Actinopteri, Perciformes, Anarhichadidae. The transcript has 8 exons. The annotation marks the transcript as partial. Gene Ontology annotation, biological process: phosphatidylinositol-mediated signaling; phosphatidylinositol-3-phosphate biosynthetic process; cell migration.
ACUGUGAAUCUUUUCAGCCCUGUCACACUGCAGCUACAUCUGUGUCUGUAUCCUUCACUCACCUCACCUCCACUGUCUCCUCCUUCACCGCAGAGCAAGAGAAUCGGCCACUUCUUCUUCUGGUAUGUCCGCAGUGAGGUGGCAGGGUGUCUGUACUUCCGCCAGCGCAUGGCUGUGAUUCUGGAGGCCUACCUGCUGGGCUGUGGUCAGGCCAUGCUCGACAGCUUCACCCAGCAGGUCCAGGCUGUGGAGGCCCUGCAGGGGGUUGCAUUAGCGAUUAAAAAACUGUACCCCGACAAGUCCGACCUUCCUCCUACAGCUCCCCUCAAGCUUCAAGAGCUUCUUAGAAACAGUAAUCUACCGAAUGAAUUCCUGGUGCCCUAUGACCCCCGGAUCAGAGCUGGAAGGAUCCUGCUGGACAAAAGCAAGGUGAUGUCCUCCAGGAAGAAGCCACUGUGGCUGGAGUUCUCCCCCAUGCCGUCACCCACCUCUGCUACACCCGUGGGAAUAAUCUUCAAAGAGGGGGACGACCUCAGACAGGACAUGCUGGUCAUUCAGACGCUGGUGCUGAUGGACUCUAUCUGGCAGGGAAAAGCUCUGGACCUUAACCUCGUUCCGUACGGCUGCAUCUCCACAGGACACAACAUAGGUAUGAUUGAGAUUGUGAGGAAUGCAGCGACCAUCGCUGCCAUCCACUGGAGCCAGGGAGGAACGUCAGCAGCCUUCAAGAACGAUGCUCUCUUUGAGUGGCUCAAGUCCAAAUGUCCACUCCAGGAAAUACACUACAAGGCCGUGGAGAGAUUUGUGCACUCCUGUGCUGGUUACUGUGUGGCCACGUAUGUGUUGGGCAUAGGAGAUCGACACAAUGACAACAUCAUGAUCACGGACCGAGGGAACCUGUUUCACAUCGACUUCGGUCACAUCUUGGGCAACAGGAAGUACUUCCUUGGCGUGAGCAGGGAGCGUGUACCAUUCGUCCUCACGCCUGACUUCCUGCAUGUCAUGGGCAGGGGCAAAGGGCGCAACAGCCUCUACUUUCAGCGCUUCAGGCACACUUGCACCCAGACAUACCUCUCCCUGCGCUCGCACUCCCGUCUGCUGGUCACCCUUUUCUCCCUCAUGCUGCUGACGGGCAUCCCUGAGCUGAGUGCUGCAGAGGACAUGCGCUACCUGCGGGAGGCGCUCCAGGAGGAACAGGGUGAGGCAGAGGCCAAGGAGCAUUUCCUCCAGCAAAUCUCUCUGUGUGAGCAGCUGGGCUGGACUGUGCAGGCCAACUGGUGGAUCCACAUGGUGGCAGGCAUCAAGUAGAAACUCUGAAUCGUGCUGCAACAUUUUGUUAUUAUUAAUGUCUAAAUGUAAUAUUGUUUUAUUUUUUGUGGUUGUUCUCAUUGUUUCUUUUUAUGUAUUAUUUCUAAACUCAUGUACUCCCUCACCGCGGCUGUUUUUAUAGACUUUUGGCACAAAAGAUGCUCUUCCACCUUUCUAAACAGGAUGAGUCGACAGCAUGUCAAGAUCAAGUCAGCCAGAAAUCUCACUGGCACCUCAAACACGCCUAUUCUGCAUGUUUGGCUACUGAAAUUA